AAAAUAACUUAAAUACAAAUAGAAAGAGAAGGAACAUCGAUUGUCAAUACUGGUCAAGGAAGCAAAUCGUUAACGCGGAUUACAGAGGAUUAACAAAAGGGAAACAAAUCUUUGCGUGCACGAGUCUUCACCAAAUUGUGGGAAGGGAGCCAUCACGCGCGUGGGGACAAAGGAAGUCACGCUAAAUUAAACAUACAUAACCCUUCAAUCGAAGAAAUAAGAACAAAACGAAUACCGAAGUAAAAAAAGCUUCAACGGAUUAGGUGUGAUUGAAAACCAGGGCUAUGGCACUAGUUUGUGACAAAAGCAUUUGAAACAUCCUGCAACCUGUGACGCUUUUCUUCUUCGAUCUUACGUGGGCACAGGGAUCGUGUUGUAGGAUGCAUGUAAUAAUUGGAGAGCUGACGUUGUUUUAAUUGAAGCCGCCUUCAGAAAAUACUUUUGUCUCUUCUACCGCAGUUAAAACUUCUUAAGAAUCUUCUUGUUCCAGUUUGAUCAAGCAUUGCUGUUGCGGUACCAAAACGUAACGUCAAUAGAACAUUGUGUUCUCUUGGUAACGGAUACAGCCCUUAAAUAUUGCUGGAGUGUGCCUGCUUUCUUCAAUUUUUCCCGACAAGUGGUUUUCUUGUUUUCAGAAGAGUCUAUUAUUGAUGUAGCUGUCACUCUUGUUUCCUAAAGAAUUGUUUUUGAGAUAUCUUGAAAGAGGGUUUCACUAUGUCUAUUAACCGCAAAACACUUGACUAUGGAAGGCGUCUUUUAAGAUUUCAAUCGACUCUUUAACUAUAUCGGCCCGGCAGCAUAACAUGACUACCAUGCUUUCACGAAUGCAAAAUCGUGGGAUGACCAAAUUUGGUAUUCAGUCAUCUGUCACCUCAGAGCAAAUUUGAGAUCUGUUUAUCAAGGUGAACAAAAGGAAACUUCCUUUCACAUUGAAUACCUCGUGAUCCGACGUAAUCAAUGUUUAUUUUUUUUUUAUCUCGAUUGAAAAGUCUCCCUCAAUUAGAAACGCAUAACAUAGCGAAAUUUUUUUCUACUCAAGCGAUUAAGAAACAGUGAAUAGCGAAAGCGCAAUAACUGUUUUCGUUAAAUGAUAACGUUCGUAAUUUUUAAAUCAAAAGAAAAAAGGCAUAAUUUUUAUGUCCUUUAUUUUUUUUCUUUGUGGCAUCUAGCAGUAUACUCCUUAACGGACCUCCUUGGGUUCAGACCGGUCAAAUGCAAAAUAACAUUGUCUCGAUAUAAUGGCCAAUAUCAAGAAUAAUUGGUCUACAAAACAAACUAUGUUCGUUACAAACUUACUUUUAGUCAAGAGAUUGUGAUAAUAGAAAUAUUAUGAUUACCGAACAGGGUGACAGCGCCUUAAUUGAAAAUACGUCACGAUAAUUAAUAUUUUUGUCGCCAAGCCAAAGUGACAUGACCGGUACAAGAUUUAUUAUUUUUACAUAAACCAUGCUCAAUUGAACCCAUCAAAAAUUCAUGAUUGACACUGGCCACUGAGUACGUGCCAAAUAUAGCGCGUAACGGCAAUAAACGAAUUUCGCUUUCCGAAGUCAGUUUCAGGAAAUUGAACGCUACAAUACACGUGGCGUGGAUGUGUUGUUUGAAAGAAACGCCGUUUAACUGAGAAACUGGUCUUAACACAGUUGCAAGAGUCUCCACUUUGAAAGACGUACUAAUUACGUCUGUAAAAUAUGGAUAUGGCCUUGAUGAUGUUUUGCCUCAACCACCUCCGUGAUGUUAGAGUAGCAAUGAUCAUAAUUUUUCUUCUCGUGAAACCUCAAGCCACAUGUGCCACAAGCGAGAUCAUCAAUCCAGGAGAGAGAAUUUACAAGGAAGGAAACGUUACAAUCGGCGGUCUCUUCCCAGUUCACGUAAGAGAUGAAUUUAGACCGAAAUUUAUGGGCUUAGCGGAAGCCAUGGUUUUUGCAGUAGAAAAUAUCAACAAUAACUCAAAUAUCUUACCAGAUAUCACUCUUGGAUAUGACAUCUCCGACACAAACCUUGAAAACCGCCGGGCCAUGAAAUCCACUUUGGACUUUGUGAAUGUUCAUAAAUUUGCUUUCGCGAACCCUGAACUCAAUGAAACUUGCACGAUCUUACCCAGGGGUAAAUUUUCUCCGGUGGUCGCUGUAGUUGGGACCGGAACGUCUCGCUCCUCGAUUCUGGUGUCAAAUUUAUUGGAAGUGGAAGAUAUCCCGCUUAUAAGCUACGCUGCUACAAGCGAUUAGUGAAGCUUGGGGAAACCAUGAUCGUGUAAUCAAGCGCACAGACUUGCAACCUAUCUUAAAAGGAAUGCUUGGGGUUGUAUUCACGAGCAUUACUGUGCCUUCAUAUAAACGUUAUCUUCUGUCACGCACUUCUGCUUACAGGCCAGAGCCAUGGUGGAGGCGAGAGAUGCAAGCCGGGAUACCGCCAAACACAGGAGCUAAACUGUUGCUGGCAAUGCAUCAGGUGUUUACAGGACACUAUUUCCAGCGUGUUUGGGGCGAUGAAUUGCACGCCGU
Messenger RNA from Pocillopora damicornis (cauliflower coral), 2501 nucleotides. Its product is annotated as extracellular calcium-sensing receptor. NCBI's taxonomy places the organism in Eukaryota, Metazoa, Cnidaria, Anthozoa, Scleractinia, Pocilloporidae. Gene Ontology annotation, cellular component: membrane. Gene Ontology annotation, biological process: G protein-coupled receptor signaling pathway. The record is from RefSeq and is a predicted model, not a curated record. Gene Ontology annotation, molecular function: G protein-coupled receptor activity.